Molecule: messenger RNA, 2234 nt
Organism: Corylus avellana
Lineage: Eukaryota; Viridiplantae; Streptophyta; Magnoliopsida; Fagales; Betulaceae
Product: golgin
Source: RefSeq, a predicted model, not a curated record
UUAAAAUAAAUUUCUUUUUCAUUUCAAAGACACAUCAAAACGCUUAGUUCGAAACCGAUAGAAGAAGCUCUAGACUGAUUUCGAAGCUAUUCCCCGGCAAAACCAGUAACCGGAAAAAUGUCCUGCGGCUCUUCUGAUUGCUCGCGUCUUUGCCGUCUGAUCGAUGAGUCUCUCCGUCCGUACACGGAACCAGAGGCGAUGGUGGUUUCUUUAACGAAAGAGAAGGAGCAACAGAUUCUCAUCGCUCUUUCUAAGGUCUCGAAAGAAAUUCAGCUUUGGACUCGAAAACUCCAUCGCUGUUCUGACAAUGGCAAGGAAGCAGAAUCGGCCUGUAGUAGUGAGUACUCAAACUCUGAGGAUCAUCACUGUUUGGCUAAGAUCGUAGCUGACUUGAUAGUUUUGCUAACUUUGGAGAGUCAAUAUGUUCAACAUCUGGCAGGCAAUGUGCUCAGUUUCAUUUCUCAGUUUUUAGAAGCAUCUGAAAGUGACUGGGAAAGAUUCAUCCAUUUGGUUUGUGUUUGCGUGGAAUUGGCAAUGGCCAACACACUUUCAUAUUCUUCUGCACCAUCAAACACUGGAGCCGAAGAUAGUUCUAAUUCAUCAAACUUUUAUGCUGUUGUGAAACCUAGGCUACAAAAUACUAACUGGUCUACAGUGGCUGGCAUCAUUCGAGUUUUACGUAAUAUUUUGAAAUAUUUGAAGCAAGACUAUGAUGAACACCUUCUUGAAGUGUACUUAGAUUCUGUAGAUUCUUGUCUUUCAAAUGUGCGUUGGGAUUUGUUGGAUGAGAGUUGUGACGGUCAGAACAGUGGUUCUCAGAAGAGCUUUUCUGCAGAUGCUUCAUUUCUCAGAAACGCCAGUGUGUUGCAAAAGCCAUGUGUCAUGUUUCUAGGAACUUUCCUUCAGCUACUCUGUUCCUUGGUCGGCGAAAGUGAUUUUGUGGAAGCCACGGGUGUUUCAAUUCAUAAGCAUCCAAUUCAUCUUAAAAUCGUUAACCUUGUGCCUAAAGUUUUAUACUGGUGCCUUGGCAAGCAAGGAGAUUGUGUUGAGACAUGCAUCUCUCAGUACUUUAGACAUAAGUUGUUGGUUCUAAUGGUCAGGCUUAGUUUUCAAACACGUCUGGAAUGUUCCACUCUUGUUUCAUGGCUACAAUUUCUCCAUACUUACUUUCAAGAGGUUUUGCAGCAGCCCAUAACUCAACCCAAGUCUUGUCAGGAUGAUUCUCUAGAAGGCUCUCCAUUUUUAUUGAGUGUUUCUGAUGGAGAAAUAAAUAGUCUGCACUCGCACCAUAUACAGAGGCAGGCUGUUUUUCUUUUCCUAAGGCUUUCCUUCAGUUUGAUCAGUCAAGAAAACACUGACAAGCAAUGUUUAUGCAUAACUCCAAAUUCAUGCUUAACCUAUGAAUCAAAUUCGGACCUGGAAUGUUGCUUUAGAAAGAAGGGUUUGUUAGAGCUCUAUAAGUGGUUUCAAGGAAAUCUUCCAACUGAGAUGUUUUUGAACCAUGAAUUGUAUUUUGAAAGAUGUGUAAAAUUUGCCUCAUCCUUCCUUCAGUUAUUCAUGCACGAGGAUGAUAUAUUAUUUAAAAUGCUCUUGCAACUACUUGGUGUACCUUUUUGCGCAGAGCAACAGCUUUGUAACGAAGAAAGGAUGUUUCAAGAUGUCAAGGAAGAUACUCUUUUUCAUGUUCCAAACCUUUUUAAUCCUGUACACCUAUUCCAUCUAUUUCUUUCAGAGUUACACUACGAUCACCAAGUUCUUCUUGAUUACCUUAUAUCAAAAGACACAGGAAUCAGUUGUGCAGAAUAUCUUUUAAGGUGCUUGCGCAUAGUAUGCGACUCAUGGCGCUUAUUUGUGGAAUUUUCUUUGGAUGGGAAAGUUAUAAACCAAUCUUCUUGCAAGAAAAGAAAAGUGUCAUUGGAUGGCUCAAAUUUUCGGGUAGAUGUAACACCUGGACCUGUGAAAAACAUUGGAAUUCUCACAUCACUUGAGAAGGAAUGCAACAGAGACAAUGAACAUGCCCGCAAGCACUAUAUAACACAGCCAUUUGGAGGAGCCAGAGAGUGUUUGCUUUUAUUAAGAAAUUCUGUUGAUAGUCUUCACAAGAAGAAGUUGUUUCCAUAUAAUCCAGAAGUGCUUCUGAAACGUUUGACAAGAUUUCAGGAGCUCUGCUUCAAGGAAGAGAAAUAACUUUGAGGAAUUGUUUAGGAGCAUCAUUUAUUUCUUUGGAGUAAAGG